Pneumocystis carinii B80 is the source of this 1043-nucleotide messenger RNA. RefSeq lists its product as hypothetical. The transcript is spliced from 5 exons. The record is from RefSeq and is a predicted model, not a curated record. The coding region runs from base 44 to 997 and encodes 317 amino acids. NCBI's taxonomy places the organism in Eukaryota, Fungi, Ascomycota, Pneumocystomycetes, Pneumocystales, Pneumocystaceae.
AAUAAGCGUUAAUUAUUGAAAGAUUUGAUAAGAUUUAUAUAAAAUGCCUCUAAAUAUUCUUCAUCAUAAAAGUUGGAAUGUCUAUAAUAAGAGUAAUAUUGAGAAAGUUCGGAGAGAUGAAGCCUUAGCUAGAAAGAAAGAAGAAGAAAAGGAAAUGCGUAUGCGUGAGGCUGAUGGGAAAAGACGUUUAAAAAUUCUGAGAGAACGAUCAGGAUUUAGAGAAUCUGAAGUGAUUGAAGACAGGAUAGAACAUUUAAAUGGGAAUUCUUUAGACAACGAUAGAGCUCAUAAUCAGUCUACGAAGGAUUCUGAUGUUCAUUUAUUAAAAAAUGAAAGAAAAAGAAAGAAAAAUGAUAACAUAGCAAUGUUAGAUAAAGAGCUUAAAAGGAGACGUGAACCAUCCCAGAAUAAACAUAUUAAUUUUUGGGAAGAUUUUGAAUCGGGAAAAGUUCAUACGGAUUAUAGUAAUCCUGAAUAUGAGAAAGAAAAGGCAGAUGCUGAUAAAAAAUGGAAUGACAUUAUUACUAUGCAGUUAAGUAAUUCAUCGAAAGAAAUGUCUCCAUGGUAUUCUCAUUUGAGUUUACAAUCAUCAGCACAAAGAAAAAAGGAUCAACAAUCUAUUGAAAGAGAUAUGAGGAUCCAGAAUAGUAUAAAAGAUUUUAACGAUCCUCUUACAGCUAUGCAAUCAUAUCUUAAACAGAAAAAGAAAAUAAAAGAUCUUGAUUUGAACAAAAAAGCAUGUAAUCCUUUAGAUGAAUAUAAUCAUUCCCGUAAAACAUCUUAUGAAGAGUAUACUCGAUCUUCUACAUCAGAUAAAGCGCAUAAAGAUAUAAAUAAAGAUAAAGCAUUAGAAGGAACACGUUUAUCUAGAGAAUUUGAAGAAAAAAGAAAAUUACAAUCAAUGAGUGAUUUUUCUAAUCAAUAUAUUACUGAGUAUAAGAUUGUAGGGAAAUAUAGUUCUCAGUAUAAUCCUGAAUAUGUUAAUAAAUAUGAGUAAUGUAUUGUAUUUUUAUGGUAUAAUUUUGGAAAUUUGCAUUGCACUG